UGAGAUUCCUUUGAAGACUUUUACUCAUUUAGGUCCUCACACCACACAGCCUCCGAACGCCUCAUCUCCUCCACCAGAGCGAGAGGAUCAGAGAGAGGCAGAGCAGAAGUGACGGGAGAACAACAGCAGCAUCACUGACAAGCAUCUCCCUCGCUGGGGGAGAGAGGGAGAAAGAGAGAGAGUGGUGGGGAGAGGAGAAGUGGAAAGAGUGAGGAGAAAAGAGGAGAUAGGGAGCAAAACAGUGAGGGAAAUAAGUUUUCAGUUGGAGGGAGGACAAGCGAGGGAGAGUUUGGAGUGAGAAAGCUUGGUGGGUGGCAGUGGGGGGAUUUGGAGCUUCAUUUUCCCUUUUCUUUUUGUCGUCUGUGAGCACCGCCUGCCACCUCUUCUCCUUCUACCCCCCCUCCUCCUCCUCUUCUUUCUCCUCUCUGCUCCUCUUUUCUUCCCGACUCCUCUCCCAGCUCCCGCCGUGGGGUCUCAGCUCUCCAUCACCCUCCCCCCCUCCCUCGCUCCCUACCUCCCCCGGGCGCUGCUGGGAGCCUCCGGGCUGCUGCGCCGCAGGAGGAUGUCUCGCAGGGAGUCUCCGCCGCCGCCCUCACCACCUCCACCUCCGCAGCUGCUGGGAGUAUGGAGAGGAGAGGUGGAGCGCGACGAUCGUCCUGAGCGCGCAGAGCCACUGUCCGACGCCGAGAGGGAGAUCAUCCAGGACACGUGGGGGCACGUCUACAAGAACUGCGAGGACGUGGGGGUGUCUGUGCUCAUAAGGUUCUUUAUCAACUUCCCAUCAGCCAAACAGUACUUCAGCCAGUUCCAGGACAUGGAGGAUCCAGAGGAGAUGGAGCGAAGCAGCCAGCUUCGACACCAUGCCCGCAGGGUGAUGAAUGCCAUCAAUACUGUGGUGGAGAACCUCCAUGACCCAGAGAAGGUGUCGUCAGUUCUGGCCCUGGUGGGAAAGGCCCAUGCGAUCAAACACAAGGUGGAACCCAUGUACUUCAAGAUCUUGAGUGGCGUGAUGCUGGAGGUGUUGGCUGAAGAUUACCCAGAAUUCUUCACAGCGGAGGUGCAGAUGGUGUGGACCAAACUGAUGGGGGCGGUGUACUGGCAUGUGACAGGGGCCUACACAGAGGUGGGCUGGCUCCAGGUCUCUAGCUCAGCGGUGUGAAGAGUUUGGAAGAAGAGGUGGUAAAGGAGUUUCAAUUGCAAGGAGUUCUGUGAGGAUGGUUUCACAGACAUGGAUCAGAUUAACGUGGUAAUCCGUGCAACUCUGUACUUAAUUCUGGUGACAUUUUGGGUGCUAAGCCUUCGUUGCUGUAGUGUUUCUUCCAAGCUCUCCCCAGAGAUCACUUGGACACCAAACAAUGUAGCCAGACAACCGUUUUAAUUUGCUUGAAUUAAGUUUUAGCCGGUGUAAGUGGUACUUUGGUCUGUAAUUUAGCCACGGAAGCUUCAUUGCUAAUGCUAACUAUCCAGUUCUUCUGUUUAUCCCAAGCAAACUACUGUUGCUGCCAAAAGCAGACAACACAUGUGACAACUGACCUUUCACUUAGUCCUGCUACUCUUAUUUACUGUUGCUACGCCUUUAUUGUCAAGGUUUACAGUCUACUUACAUAUGAAAGGAGAUCCAGGGCCCCAAACAGCAUUCGCUCAUAUUAUGAUGAAUAGGUGUGUAACAACUCUCCAAGUCCACAGUUUAAUUUGACUUUCAAUUUUAAGUUCAGAAUUUAAAUCAAUUUGGGAUUAAGACAUUUUUUAUUUUAGCACUGAAUGCUAUUUUAUCAAACUGUUGGGUCUCUCAAUCAUUCAAUUUCGAUUCAUGAAAGCCCUACUGAUGAAUAAUGUUUUUGCUGUAAGACAAUUAGAAAUAGUCACAGGACAUAAACUAAUUAAUGUUAGCUAAGUAAGUUAUUUGAAAAUGCCAUUUCCAGCCAACUUGUUUUAACAAAAAACCUGUAAAAGGGUCUUAAACAUGGAGUAGAAGCUUCAGCUAAAUCAUGUUACACUAAAAGACUAAAUCUACCUGUGCUUGGUAAAAACACAUCAUCUAUACUAUUAAAUAUAUAGAAUAUGGAAGUUCAAUGGUCACUGUUCCUUGCGAUGGCAACAGUACACACAAAAACAGCCACCACUCUGAUCAUUCUACUCAUUCAAUUUCUCUGUUAUCUGCUAUAUAUACAGUAAUAAGCUAAACAGCAACCUCCAACUCUUGAAUACUAUAUGUUGCUCUUACCACAGCUUCAUGCACACUUCUUUACCAUGAGGAGAAAUCAUCUCAUGCUCUACAGGUCUGGUACAGCUACAGAUCAGCAAACGUAUGUAGGAGAAAAGUGUUGCUCUGUAAUUAACACAACCUAAAUAGAUUUUAACGUUUUGUUCUACAACGUAAAAUACCCCAUUUGUGAAUUUUGAAGCUUUAACACAUCUAAAAAAGGCUGGUUGCUAACAAAUGGCUAAAUAGAGGCUGUCUGGGAAAUUAAACAUCAUCGUCAGAUUAGUCGUGAUGAUGUUGAAGGCAUGUGACAUUAAUGUAGUCUGUUUUACAGCCUAACAGUAGCUUUUUGUUGAGGGAACCAUGUUGAUGUGGACUUCGUGUUGUUCUUGGGUCCCAGGGUUUCAGUGAACGGUCAGCAGAGCAGAAGCAGACAUUUAUACAAAAAUGUUGCGGAUUAUUACUUUACCAAUUCAUUUCUGUGGAAACCACUUUUGAGAAAAGUAUCUUCUGGCUAAGCCGCACAUAUGAAUACACCUCAUGAUAUUUUGAAAAAGAGAUUAAGAAAUGUUUUGACAGGGAGUGAUUUUUAAGCUCUGAGAGGGGGGCAGUUAGUGGUUAAAGCCCCAGCUAUUGGACCAUGGAGCUGCUGACUGUUAAUAGAUUCUCUUUGUGUCCUACUACAGUAUAUCCUCAUGUUUAGGGGACCUGUGCCCCUUUCUCUCUCUAUUGAUGCAUUGCGUGCUCUUAAUGUCUUGUUUAACUUUACCGAGGUGUUGUUUGUAUAAGUGUACAGUGGGCAAGUGUGCAUACUCUUCUGCCUUUGUUUACAACUCAUUGACACGCCGGUCUGUUGACGUGUUAAAGAGGGCUGUUUUUUCUUUGCUAAAAGUCUUGGACUAGCAACAGUGCUUUAAGUUUUUUCUUGCCUAUCACUUUCAUUACACAAACACUUUGCAAACAUGCAAACAUUGUGAAAGUGAGAUGGAAAAUAUCAGCAGGUGGACACAAUCAGCAACCACACAUGUACACACUCACACACAGGCAUGCUAUAAGACCUCCUCUGUGCUAAUAUUUACAGGACUGUCAGUAAGUUUACCUCUUCAAAACCCCAUCAGACAGACGCCCGGCAUUUACGGCUCCAUUAAGGGCUUUAGAAAGUCACUCCGGAGGUCUACAGAAAACAUGUCAGCGUUAGAAGUGCCAUCCGUCUCUUUCCUUAGAUCUCAGUCCCAUCUAACUCAAGAAAUGAUAUCUGAAUACACACAAAUACAUGAAAUUGUACUGCCUUUGCUCUAACACUCAGGAGGCUUUUAUUUGACAAGAAAAGUGGAAGCUUCACAGUUUCUCUCUAAAUUCAUAUGCAGACAUCAUAUUUAAUUAUCCGCCCCUCCGCAAACAUGCUGCAUACUGUCAAACUAACUUUCUUUACCUUACCUAACCUCAUCUUCCUGUCUUCAGUAAUCAGAGUCUUUGAACUGCAUGCUCUCCUGCUAGCUGUCCCCAUCUGCGAGUCUCUCUCUGGUCAAUUCCCAAACAUACACCGCAAAUCUGUUUAGGAUGGACAUUUGAUCCAAUCUUCGGUUUGCAUCUGCUCCAGUGACAUCCUGUGUGUCCCAUCUGCCCCCUUGGCAUCGGCAUCUGGCAUUAAUGAGGAGGUAAUGAGUCUCCUCUCCUCCUCAUUUGGUCAUUCAUCUACUGUAACUUCCCAUUGCCUCCGUUAGGACCGCGUCACUGAGGACAAAAACAAUUACGACAGGACAGAUGGUCUUUAAACCCAUCACACCGUGUAGCCAUUCACAACAAUGCUUUAAAAAAAAUGUCUUUCAUUCACUUCAAGCAUUUACGUAGUGUUUGAAGUGACUUCCUGAAGGUAUUACUUAACCAUUAUGCCUUGCCUUGGAUCAGUCUCCCCAAGGUCUAAAUUGAUUGGAUUUUUAUCAACCAGGAAGAAUAUUGCAGAAACUUUUUUAGUUAAACCCAAACUGGCAGACACAAGAUAUCCCUGCUGCAUCGACAGUGAGCUCAAAGGCAGAAAAAUGCUUCAUAUUUUGGAUUGGACUGAUGUUUUUCCUAAAAGAAAAUUGCAGUACAUGUCCUGUUCAAAGUCUGGCCAGCUUGUUGUUUAUGCUUUGUUGCCUGAAAAAGUCUUGCUAACUGCAAUCUCAAUAGCCUCACUGCCAUUAGAAAAAAAUUGCUUCUUUAUUGAUUCCAAAUGCAUCAGAUUUGUAGACUCUUGUCCCAGCUCCUUAAUAUACUGGAGAUUAGCAGAAGGUGCCGCCAAACUCCAGUCAGGAAACUGUUAUACCAUUGCUAAAGAAGAGAGUGGAACAAGAGGGCGUGACUAAAAGAGCACCAGCUGAGCCUCAAAUACUUAGUUUACAUAGUUUUCAAUGUGCAAUUUGAAAAUCGUAUUGAAAUUCACCUUAUGAGAUUUCUAUGUUUCAUAGAGGAAAGAAAAAAGCUGGAACUAAUCACGACAAGUCAAUUCCUGCAACCAUUGCAGCACAGCAGUAUAUUAAUAAUAAUAUUAAUUAAUAAUAAUAUUAAUAAAUAAAUAAAUAUGCUGUUAGAUACCUGUGUUUGACAUCUUAAAAUGUCUGCUGGUCUGUUUAACUUUAGUUUCAUUCCACGCUGUUUUCACUGGUCAUACUUGUUCCCCUGUAAUGACUUUGGGACCUUGUAGUUGGUGAACUGCUACCUGAGACUAAACUGUUUAAUCGUCAAUCCACCUGAGAUUUUAAGUUUGUGCAGAAAAAAAUAAAAAACUACACUUGGUUGAGAUGGAACAGCUUCCACUAAUGGAUAUAUUAUCCAUGGUGGAUGGAAAUGGGCAUAAAUUGACAUUCUUUUGGCUACAUUUGGAUAGAAACAGGAGUGUUAAAGCUUUAUUCAAAUGGCCAAGAAGACAGCCAAAAAACCUAUAUAUAAUGGAUAAUGUACAGCAAGUGGGCCAUUUAUGCAUAAUAAAUCCAUCUGAAGGGGUUUAUUUCACAAUAAUGACCUGAUCGCUGGACAUUAUCCCGCUUAAAACAUGGCUAAUUGCUAAAAAUUACUUUAAAAAUGUAUAAUAAACAAUCUGCUAUACAUAGCAGCAGGCUGCUCAUUGAUAUUAACUGUAUAUCUAUACUGGAAUCCAGCAUUUAACAAAGCCAUCUUAUAAUUUAAGUUAAUAUCCUGUUAUCUUGAUAAAACAGAGUUUUGUUUCCUUGAGAUAAGGAGCUAAUUAACCAGCUAUUAAGAAAGUCGGGAGUUAGCAAGAUAAUUUAAUUUGUGAUAAUAAAAACAGGAUUAAAACAAUGAUUGCAUCCGCAGCCACUCUUUGCUUCACUAUCUAUAAAAACCCUUUACAUUCAGAAUAAGAGCUCCUAUUAAACAAGUUCCUAUUCAAGUGGAACCGGAGAGUCGUAAGCCAAUAAAUGGAUAAAAAUACACACGGGAGUCAAACAAACCUCAAAGUAAACUAUUUCCACUUUGGCUGAAAUAGUUCUGGAGGUCGUAUAUAUAAAUGAUCCGCUUCAAAAUACACACCAGACCUAUUUUCUGCCCAACUUCUCACGUCAGCGCCGUUCCGAGGUCAGACCUCAAGCAGCUCGAGGUUCAGGAGUAUUUUUGUUAAGCGGAGGUUCCCUGACAUCUUGUUUAUUAAACACUGUGUGGUGUGAAACCCGUCUGCAAACACACACGUAAGAUGGAGAUGUACUGUUGAGUUUGCAAAGCUGCAGGUUUCUUAUCCCUCUUUGUCUGUAUGCAGCAUGUUUUCUCCUCACACCAUAAACACACGUUCAAUUAUGUGCAGACACAUCCCCAAUCACGCUCACUUGCUUUCUUUAUCAGCUUUUUUUUUAUCACUUUCACACACACACACACACACAUGGUCUUGCAUUUAAUUGGUGAGUUGGGCAUGUCCUCGCAUGCCAAGUGUACUACAGCAGCACUUAACCGAAUAUAUAUUUUAAUUUUUAGAUGAAAAUUAGACAAAUUUUGCUCAUUAUAAAGUCAUUUCACACAUUCAUUCUCUUUCAGCAAAAAAGGGCAUCACAGCAUACGUGGAACUAUGUGUUUUUGUUGUGAAACGUUUCUGUCUAUCAGUUGAAAAGUUAGGACUUUAUAUUUUUCUAAAUAUAUCUAUGAGAAGGAUUCUAUGUAUUUGAAUACUGUAUAUGAAUAUGUCAUUGUAUACUGCGUUGUUGGUGGGAGCGAGUGCAGUGGCUUUGUAGUGUUUUGAGCAUGUUUGCACAGCCUACCAUGACUUGUACCUUCGCAGACCUGGUGAAAAUGAAUCAUGACCAUCAAUAAAAUAUACUUGUAAAUUUG
Messenger RNA from Centropristis striata (black sea bass), 6520 nucleotides. It is a transcript of the gene cygb2, whose product is annotated as cytoglobin 2. Gene Ontology annotation, biological process: oxygen transport. The record is from RefSeq and is a predicted model, not a curated record. The transcript is spliced from 4 exons. NCBI's taxonomy places the organism in Eukaryota, Metazoa, Chordata, Actinopteri, Perciformes, Serranidae. The coding region runs from base 563 to 1159 and encodes 198 amino acids. Gene Ontology annotation, molecular function: oxygen binding; heme binding; iron ion binding.